AGUUGUGGUUCAGAGGUCGAACGAUAGAGUCCAACCCCACAAGUGUUCCGUCAACUGAUCAUUUUUCCCACAUAAAUCUUCAAUUCUUUCUGUUGCACCCUCUUGCACAGUGAAAGUCUGUGAGCUUCUCGAAAGCCACACAUAAUCAAACACCUUGUCAGAGAUUACCCAUCAUUGAAGAAGAAGAAAAAAUUGGAUUAAGUGAUUUUUUUUGUGAAGAAAAAGAUUUUUCCAUCCUUCUGAAUUAAGGGAUCAUAUUUCUGGAUUUAAAAAAAAUUAAAAGAGAUUGAGAGAAAAAUCAAUUUUUUGCUAAAGAGAAAAUCAGUAAAAACAUCAAGAUGGAUUGCGCAGAAUUCAGGGUGAGAGGUCGCGAAAUGGUGGAGUACAUUUGCAAAUAUUUGGAGACCAUUGAGGAGCGUCGUGUAACACCGGACAUUGAGCCUGGCUACUUGAGACACCUACUCCCGCAUGAAGCACCAAUGAAUCCUGAACCAUGGGAAAAUAUAAUGGAUGAUGUGGAGAAGAAAAUAAUGCCGGGUGUUACUCAUUGGCAACAUCCGCAUUUCCACGCUUACUACCCAUCGGGAAAUUCCUUUGCAUCAAUCCUCGCGGAUAUGCUGAGUGAUGCAAUUGGAUGUAUUGGCUUUUCAUGGGCAGCUGGUCCUGCGUGCACUGAGCUCGAGACAAUUGUUCUCGAUUGGUUGGGAAAAGCCAUUGGGCUGCCGGAUGAAUUCUUGGCAUUGAAAAAGGGCAGCAAGGGUGGUGGUGUCAUUCAGGGAUCAGCAUCUGAUUGCAUUCUUGUUUCAAUGCUGGCUGCUCGAGCACAAGCAAUAAAACAGCUCAAACAGCAACAUCCAUUUGUCGAGGAGGGACAUCUCCUGUCCAAACUCAUGGCAUAUUGCUCCAAAGAGGCGCACAGUUGCGUUGAGAAAGCCGCAAUGAUUUCUUUUGUGAAAUUAAGAAUUCUUGAGCCAGAUAGCAAAUGUUCCCUACGCGGUGAUACUGUGGCUAAGGCAAUGGAGGAAGAUGAACAACAGGGACUUGUGCCAUUUUUCAUUUCAACAACCCUUGGAACAACGGGAAGUUGUGCUUUCGAUGCUAUUGAAGAAAUAGCAAAUGUACUAAAACAUCAUCCAGGUGUUUGGUUUCAUGUUGACGGAGCUUAUGCUGGAAGUGCAUUUAUUUGUCCUGAAUUGAGAUAUUUACUAAAGGGCAUUGAAUACGCAGCAUCUUUCAAUACAAAUCCCAAUAAAUGGCUGAAUACGAGCUUUGACUGCUCUUGUCUGUGGGUUCGUGAUCGUGUUCGUCUAACAUCCGCUCUUGUGGUUGAUCCAUUGUAUCUGAAGCAUGGAUAUUCAGAAUCUGCUAUUGAUUACCGCCAUUGGGGCAUCCCAUUGAGUCGUCGCUUUCGUUCACUAAAGAUCUGGUUUGUAUUGCGCAAUUAUGGAAUUUCUGGGCUUCAGCAGUACAUUCGGCGUCACAUAAUGGUGGCAAAGCAUUUUGAGUCAUUGGUUUUACGUGAUAGAAGAUUUGAGAUAUGCAACGAUGUUAAGCUCGGCUUGGUAUGUUUCCGCCUCAAAGGAUCCGACAAAUUGAAUGAGAAACUCCUGAGCAAUAUUAAUGCUUCUGGGAAAAUUCACAUGGUUCCAGCGAAUAUCAAUGACAAAUACACUAUUCGCUUCUGCGUCAAUGCAGAAUAUGCUACGGAUGAAGAUGUUGAAUAUGCAUGGGAUGUCAUUACAGACUUUGCAGCUGAGAUAAUUGAAAAGGAACAAGCGGAUGAACUGACAGAGAUAAGGGAUCGCAAGAAGAAGGAAACUCUCGCCCAGAAACGGUCAUUCUUCGUCCGAAUGGUCAGUGAUCCGAAAAUAUACAAUCCAGCUAUUAAUAAGGCGGGUACACCAAGAAUAUCCACCGAAGUCAUGUCUCCGACUGUCGAUGGUGCCCCAAUGAUUCAGACACCCACAAACAAUACUGCGUCAUGGAUCAGCUGGCCAUUGGGAUUCCUAUUUGCAUCAUCCGACGAUGGACCACGCUUGAGAUUCCGUCAUUUAGACACAACUGUGGGACUACCGAAUUCACGUCGAAACUCCGCUACGGGCGGUGGAUCAUCUCCAUCCCCGGAAAAUGAACUUUGCAUCGCUGCAACACGCUCCCCAAAGAGAUCACCCAUUCUCAUGCGAAAGAGAGAUAAGAAUGAAUCAAAGAAUGGCUUAAACUAAAUUCAAAAACAGAGAAAAAAUUUGCAGAUAGCACAAAAUAACUUUCCAGUAUAAAAAAAUCUUCAUUCGUCAAAGCAAAAAAAAAAAAAAAACAAAUUUCAACCUAAUAAUCACUUUAGAGGAAUUAGAAACAAAAUUAUCCAAUACAGAAUAAAUUAAAUUAUUAAUGAAAAUGUAUUUAAAAAAAUUGUGACCAUCAAAUUAGUAAAAAUUGCCAUCUGUGAGAUUUUUUUUCCUUUCGCGAGGGAAAAGAGUCAAAUCAUGCAAGACGUAUGUAGUACUUUAUCGUUCGAAAUGAUUGCCAUAUAAGAGAAUAUGUGAGUAAGGAAAAAUAAAUAACUCUCAAAGUAAAUAAA
Molecule: messenger RNA, 2578 nt
Organism: Lutzomyia longipalpis
Lineage: Eukaryota; Metazoa; Arthropoda; Insecta; Diptera; Psychodidae
Gene: Tdc2
Product: tyrosine decarboxylase
Exons: 11
Coding region: 339-2222 (627 amino acids)
Biological process (GO): amino acid metabolic process
Molecular function (GO): carboxy-lyase activity; pyridoxal phosphate binding
Source: RefSeq, a predicted model, not a curated record